Kockovaella imperatae is the source of this 1219-nucleotide messenger RNA. RefSeq lists its product as hypothetical. Bases 347 to 1117 code for a protein of 256 amino acids. The record is from RefSeq and is a predicted model, not a curated record. NCBI's taxonomy places the organism in Eukaryota, Fungi, Basidiomycota, Tremellomycetes, Tremellales, Cuniculitremaceae. The transcript has 3 exons.
GCUCCAGUGACACUGACUCAAUCUCGGCUGACCGCCUCAACUUUGCUCUGAUGAUCUUCGAAGGCCAAACGGCCUUGCAUCGCGAAAAAACCCACAGCAGCUGGCCUAUUGCGUCACAGACAAUCCUCUCCUAAUCCGACACACGCAAGUCGACUGGUUCGUAGGUUCCUUUCACAGCCGUCUCCCUAGACUUUGCCAGACCCGAAUCAUGGUCGUAUUCUGAUAGUUUGUCAGUUUGUCUGUCUUACACUUCUUUCAGGACUUCUCUCAUAUUUGCUGACGACCCCAUUUCACCACUGAUUAACACCUUUUGGAACAUUGCAGAUCUGGCACUGAACGAGUCAGCAUGACAGACGCUCGCUCGACAGGCAUCAGCAUUGGUGGCUUCACUAAGAUACCGAUCAACGCGGAUCAAUCCGAGUAUUACGAAGAGCUUCGGCAAGCAUGUGAGAAGCUAUCUCAGCAUCCAGAGAUCCAAAGAGUUUUACGGGGCACGCUAGACGGCGAUACCGCAGAUUCCGCCCCAAAGACAGACACGAUUCCUGGUUGGACAACCGCAGCGGGAGCAGACGAUAUCCCAACAUACGUCUUAGACGGGUACCGGAAUAAUCUUGAAAUAGCGGGCACGCUGCGUGCUACCGGCCAAGCAGUCGACCUCGACGAUGAGUCUUCUUCGGAGACCAGCAACGCGGAUACAUGGGCUCGGGUCAGAACCAGUGACUUUCUGAAGGCGUACAGUCACUUUCACUUAUUGGGUUUGAAACAAGAGCCUAGACCAGACUGGGAGAACUUUUUGCGUUCAUUAAACGCACAGCCUCAGACGGAUUCUGCGGAAGACCGUACAGGACAAGAUGGUUCGAAUGAUGAAACCGGCAAGCAACCUUCAGUGCCCACGCGCGUAUUCGACGAAAGCACUAGACUUCAAAUGGAGCGACUACAGAAGGAUUUCAUGGACAUCGAGACUGGCUUGAAUCAAAGUGCCAGUCUUCGAAGUCAGGUCGAACUUCGAGGCACUCUGGAGCAGAGUGCAAGGCGGAUCAACCUUCUGCUCGCUGCAUGUUCCGUAGGCACAAUUGUUGCCCUUGUGACUGCAGCGCUCUCAAACCAAUCCAAUUAGUCCGGUCCCGUAGAGGGCUGAGACGCCUAUGCGAAGCGUCCGAAUCGCAGGCGUCGAGCACUGAAACGGAAGCAGUCAGGACCGGCCGGCGCUCAUGAUUAC